UGACCCAACUACGGUUCACAAGCAGUAUAUAUUAACCUUGGCAUGCAUAUCCAUGGCGAUCAUGACAGCGCCACUUCACAGACUGAGCUACACUCUUCCUCAAAACUCAACGAAAUGAUGAUGAUGAUGAUCCCUCGCUCAAAUCCGACCGUUCAGAUCCCUAAUUGGGAUCCCUAUCUCGACGAUUCCAAUCCGACGCCUCACAUUCACGGCGAUGUUACUCAAUACGACGUCGCCCUAGCCGCGCUGCAGCGCUACCUGCCUUCGAAUAAGGAGGAUCGCUCCGCCGCGGCGGAGGACGACGAGGAUUUCGAUUUUCCGGUGGACGCCUACUCGUGCGACGAGUUCCGGAUGUUCGAUUUCAAGGUGAAGCGGUGCGCGCGCGCGCGGUCGCACGACUGGACGGAGUGCCCGUUCGCUCACCCCGGGGAGAAGGCGCGGCGGCGGGAUCCGCGGCGGCACCACUACUCCGGCACCGCGUGCCCUGACUUCCGCCGGGGCGCGUGCCGGAAGGGGGACGCGUGCGAGCACGCGCACGGCGUGUUCGAGUGCUGGCUCCACCCCGCGCGCUACCGGACGCAGCCGUGCAAGGACGGCACGCACUGCCGCCGCCGCGUCUGCUUCUUCGCCCACACGCCGGAGCAGCUCCGGAUCCUUCCGUACAGCGAGGAAUCGGCGCCGAACGGAGCUUCUCCUAGGUCGCCGUCGCAGUACUCUCCGCCGUCGUCUCCGAUUGCGGCAUCGCCGCCGGCUUCUCCGAUGAGUCAACUCGCGGAAUCGAUGCGGGGUAUGCAGAUCAAUAAGAUGAAAUUAGGGCUUGGAAUGGGAAUGGGGGUGAAUUUGGGGAUGGGAUUGAGCAUGAGCCCGCCGUCUUGGGGGGGCGGGUACGGGUCUCCGUGCAGCCCGGCGAAGAUCCGACCCGGAUUCAGGAGCCUUCCCGCGACUCCGGCCCGAGCCAUGGCCCGCAACGCGUUUGAUCUGUGGGAGAGUUCGUGUGAGGAGGAGCCGGCGAUGGAGCGGGUCGAGUCGGGUCGGGCGCUCCGUGAGAGGAUCUACUCGAAGCUCGGGAAAGAGAACUCGUUGGAUCGGGUCGGGCAGGGCGAGUCCACGGGUUCUGCACCAGAUCUCGGGUGGGUUUCGGAGCUUGUUAAGUGAACAUCAUCGGGUCGGGUGGUUAUUUGGAUCGGGCAGCCUUUAUCGUUUGAUUCAGUUUUCUGACUGUAAAUAUUCUUCAUUUUCUGACUCAUUGAAUAUGGUCCGCUUUGUAGAUAUGGGUUUUAGGCCGGGUCGGGUAAUUAGGUUACGGGUUGAUUAUGAUGUUUAUUUUGUGGUUAAUUUGGAUUGAUUUGGGUUUUUAUGGGGCCGAAAAGAUAUUAUAUGGGGAAAAUGCAUUUGCAAAUUUUGUAAUUCUGUGUAUUCAAAUUUGAGGCUAAAUCUUCUUUACCUUUGUUUA
Molecule: messenger RNA, 1453 nt
Organism: Salvia hispanica
Lineage: Eukaryota; Viridiplantae; Streptophyta; Magnoliopsida; Lamiales; Lamiaceae
Source: RefSeq, a predicted model, not a curated record